AUGGAGCUUGUUUCUUUCCUGGAAGAUGUUCUGGCAAGAAAAACCUUGUCUGUAGAUAAAUUGGAUCAUUUGAAAUCUCAGCUGGAUCUUGCAACCUGUAGUGAUCUAAUUUCUCAAUUGGAGGAACUGAUCUUAAAAUGUGAACCUUUGGAUUCAGCCUGCAGCAGUAGAAGAAGCUCCAUUUCAUCACAUGAAAGUUUUAGCAUCUUGGACUCUGGUAUUUAUCGAGUCAUUAGUAGCAGAAGAGGUAGUCAGUCAGAUGAAGACACUUGCUCCCUUCAUAGCCAGACCUUCUCAGAAGACGAGAGACUUAAAGAAUUCACUUCACACCAUGAAGAGGACCAGCUGGAUCAGGGUUGUGGCCCACAUGGAAAUGAAGACAAUGUUUCUCACAGUCCAGUGACAUUUGAGACAGAAAAGAAUGAAACUUUUCUUCCCUUCGGCAUUCCAUUAUCAUUUCGUUCUCCAUCUCCUCUUGUGUCUCUUCAGGCUGUCAAAGAAAGUGUUUCUAGCUUUGUACGUAAAACUACUGAGAAGAUUGGCACCCUUCAUACAAGCCCAGAGCUUAAAGAGAUACCAGGGCCCAAAGACGAGGAUCAACCAUGUGAGGAGGAAGUAAGCUCAGUUGCCUGCCCACAGGAGAACAAUACUGAGGAAACAAAAGAGAAAACUAGUCAACCAUCAGAAGACAGGUUUCAAGAGCUCACAUCAGCCACAGCAGAAGCAAUAACCAAGCUACAGGAACCUCUGGUUUUAUUUGAACCGAAGACUUUGAGGAUGGUUUUACGGGAUUGGCUUUCACAUUUAGAAAAAACAUUUGCUGUUAAAGACUUUGCAGGCAUUUCAGAUACUGGCAAUUUACUUGUGGAAUCAAACCAGAGCAUGCUACUGCUUUGUGAGUCACAAAAGGGAAGAAUAGAUGAAGAUAAUGAAGAAGAAAAAAGGGAGUGCUUAGGUGUUGAAGAAACUGUUGGUCAAAUAGCAUGUGAGUCUGUAAGUAGUCUGAAGGAGCCAUUGGAUGACAUUUUUCGAAUAUGUUCUCCAUGUGCCAUCCCAAACAGUCUUCAGAAGGAUCUGGCUGAAUUGAUAACAUUGUGUUUGGAGCUGAGUGUAUUGAGUUCUACAGUCAAAAGCCCAGAUGAAUGUGUGGAACACAUAUUGCAACAGUGCUCUCCUGAAGUUCUGGCUUGCCAGUUCCUAAAGAAGUAUUUUUUCCUCCUGGACUUGAAAAGAGCAAAGGAGAGUAUCAAGCUUAGUUACACUAACAGCCCUUGUGUUUGGAAUACUUUUAUUGAAGGAUUGAAAGAAAUGGCAAGUUCUAAUCCUACACAUACGGAGAUGGGAGAAGGAGACCUACCAACAAGAUUAAAGUUGUUAGAAGCUUCAGUUCCUUUUGAUAGUCCGCUGUUGAUUGCUUAUGCUUCCUGGUUAUAUGAGAAGUUUGGGGAAUCUGCCCUGCGAUCCUUAGUCAGGUUCUAUCCAUCUAUUUUGCCUUCAGAUGUCAUGCAGCUUUGUCAUAAGCAUCCUGUUCAGUUUUUGGCCUAUUUAGACAAUCUGGUGAAAUCAAGGCCUGAAGAUCAGAGGUCAUCCUUUCUUGAGUCCCUUCUACAACCAGAAUCUUUAAGAUUGAAUUGGUUGCUUUUGGCAGUGUCCCAUGAUGCUCCACCCAGCACAAGCACGAUGGAUGAUGAAGGACAUCCCAGUCAACUGAUUCUUCAUCUAGUGAAACUUCCUGCAGAUUUUACAACCAAAGAGAAAAUGACUGACAUCUGCAAGUCUUAUGGUUUCUGGCCUGGAUAUCUUACUCUCUGUUUGGAGCUGGAGAGGAGAAGAGAGGCCUUCACCAACCUUGUGUAUCUGAAUGAUAUGAGCCUGAUGGAAGGAGACAAUGGUUGGAUCCCAGAAACUAUAGAGGAAUGGAAGCUUCUCCUACAUCUCAUACAGAACAGGAGCACAGGACCAGUUCCACAAGAGUCACUAAAUGGGACCUUCAGUGAUGGGCCUGCCCCCAUCACCAUGGAGAAUGUGGCGCUCUUGUUAGCAAAGGCCAUGGGCCCUGAUCGGGCCUGGUCACUGCUACAGGAAUGUGGUCUGGCCCUUGAGUUGUCAGAGAAGUUUACCAGAACCUGUGAUAUCCUGAGGAUUGCUGAGAAAAGGCAGAGAGCCUUGAUACAAAGCAUGCUUGAAAAAUGUGAUCGGUUUCUCUGGUCUCAGCAGGCCUAAUGGAGGAUUUGGCAGAUUGUGAUAAUGUUUUGGAAAACAAAAACAAAAAAAAGCAAAAAAUCAUGCUUCUGAACCUUCUGAGUGCAUUUGUUACUGAAGGAAAGGUAUCACUCCCAAACCCUGUCAAAUUGUGGGGGCUACGCUUGUUAGUGUCUAUAUUGUGACAUUUGUGGCUCUGUGACCUAAGUGUUUCUCAACCAAAGUUUAUAGCUGCAUAGUAUUUAUUCUAAUAUAUGAUAAUAUUUGCUCAUUGCUAGUGAUUUGGGGGGAAUUACUUUCUAUUAUGAUCCUGUGUUGGGACCAGAAGAAGCUCUUUGUUAAAUGAAGAUAAUGUUAUUAACCAGAGUUGUGUUCUCUUAUAUCUUGUCUAAGGCAGUCUAGAAAUUACUAAAACAGAUAGGGCCUAGAAUAAUGGAAUUGUCACAUCUAA
Dipodomys ordii (Ord's kangaroo rat) is the source of this 2653-nucleotide messenger RNA. Its product is annotated as Hermansky-Pudlak syndrome 5 protein-like. Lineage: Eukaryota; Metazoa; Chordata; Mammalia; Rodentia; Heteromyidae. Gene Ontology annotation, cellular component: cytoplasm. The record is from RefSeq and is a predicted model, not a curated record. Bases 1 to 2223 code for a protein of 740 amino acids. Gene Ontology annotation, biological process: developmental pigmentation. The transcript has 14 exons.